UUACCGCUGGAGGUCGGGACUCGAGUGAUGUGUCGGUGGCGAGAUCAUAAGCUUCACCCCGUUAAAGUCAUCGAGCGACGCAAAGUUUCGUCUGAAGGAGCCAACGAUUAUGAGUAUUACGUUCAUUACACUGAAUGAGGCUUGAUGAGUGGGUUAAGCUUGAACAACUGGACCUUGAUACAGUGGAAACAGAUGCUGAUGAAAAAAUGGAGGAUAAGGCAACAAGCUUGAAAAUGACGCGUCAUCAGAAACGGAAAAUUGAUGAAACGCAUGUGGAGGGCCAUGAAGAGCUUGAUGCUGCCAGUUUGCGAGAACAUGAGGAGUUCACUAAGGUGAAGAACAUAGCAAAAAUAGAACUUGGUAGAUAUGAGAUCGAUACCUGGUAUUUUUCCCCUUUCCCAGCAGAGUACAAUGAUUCAUUGAAGCUAUUCUUCUGUGAGUUCUGCCUCAACUUUAUGAAGCGCAAAGAACAACUUCAGAGGCAUAUGAGGAAGUGUGACCUCAAGCAUCCUCCAGGGGAUGAGAUCUACCGCAGUGGUACUCUUUCUAUGUUUGAGGUUGAUGGCAAGAAGAACAAGGUUUAUGCACAAAAUCUCUGCUACUUGGCUAAACUCUUUCUCGAUCACAAGACACUCUACUACGACGUUGAUUUAUUUUUGUUUUACAUUCUUUGUGAAUGUGAUGAUCGAGGGUGCCACAUGGUUGGAUAUUUCUCUAAGGAAAAACAUUCAGAGGAAUCUUAUAAUUUGGCUUGCAUUCUCACCCUUCCUCCAUACCAGCGAAAAGGAUAUGGGAAGUUUCUAAUUGCAUUUUCCUAUGAACUUUCUAAGAAGGAGGGCAAAGUUGGAACACCCGAGAGACCACUUUCGGAUCUUGGGCUGUUGAGCUACAGAGGAUAUUGGACUCGAGUUCUUCUAGAAAUACUAAAGAAACACAAGAGCAACAUCUCCAUCAAGGAACUUAGCGAUAUGACUGCGAUAAAAGCCGAUGACAUAUUGAACACUCUUCAGAGCCUAGAAUUGAUACAGUACAGGAAAGGGCAGCACGUCAUAUGCGCAGACCCCAAGGUUCUCGAUCGACACCUAAAGGCUGCAGGCCGCGGGGGUUUAGAAGUCGAUGUAAGCAAAUUGAUCUGGACUCCAUACAAAGAGCAAGGCUAAACCGUGGAUAGGUCACGCUCUGUGAAUGUUUAUCGUCCCUCACAGCUCCGCUAAUGUAACUUCAAACUGUAUAUAUUAAUGGAUGGUGAACUUAUUAUCCCUAAGGUAUCUUCUUCGUUUCUCUUCUUUUUUAAUCAUUUUGUCAGGCGCUGGUUCUGGACAGUAAUUCUUGUCUCUUUAAGCGUGGGCACUGUCACUUCAAAUCCUACGAUUGAUGGGUAGUUAAAUUAUAUUCAAUCGGCUA
Asparagus officinalis (garden asparagus) is the source of this 1404-nucleotide messenger RNA. Its product is annotated as putative MYST-like histone acetyltransferase 1. Lineage: Eukaryota; Viridiplantae; Streptophyta; Magnoliopsida; Asparagales; Asparagaceae. Gene Ontology annotation, molecular function: histone acetyltransferase activity. The transcript has 9 exons. Gene Ontology annotation, biological process: regulation of DNA-templated transcription. The record is from RefSeq and is a predicted model, not a curated record. The coding region runs from base 135 to 1160 and encodes 341 amino acids.